AUGCGCUGUUACGUCAGCGUGAGUUUGAUAACGAGUAUGAGGCGCAUACUCAGUGUGAAUUUCUUAUUGAAGUGGCAGAUCGGUUUAUUUGCCAGGAAUCCCCCGGUUCAUGCCUCUGUGACAGCAGGUCAACACCGCGUGUGCGCGCUGAAUCUCUGCAGGAAGUCAUCGAGUGAGCGAGCAAACAUGGACCUGAGUGACAUGAGGAAGAAAUACAAAGGAGAUGAGGAGUGCUUUGAGGAGAGUCAGCUCGCAUCUCUGGACCCGAUCAAACAGUUUGGAAACUGGUUCGAUCAGGCAACAAAGUGCCCUGAAAUCGGAGAGGCAAAUGCAAUGUGCAUCGCCACUGCAACCAAAGAUGGACAUCCGUCUGCUCGUAUGGUCCUCCUGAAGGGUUACAGCCACGAAGGUUUCCGGUUUUUUACCAACUAUGAGAGCAGAAAAGGUUCUGAGCUGGUGAGUGACUGUUUCUGUGACUGUCAUACAGCGACUUUUCAGGCUCUCUGUGACCUUAAAGUGGUGACU
Molecule: messenger RNA, 525 nt
Organism: Plectropomus leopardus (leopard coralgrouper)
Lineage: Eukaryota; Metazoa; Chordata; Actinopteri; Perciformes; Serranidae
Source: RefSeq, a predicted model, not a curated record